GGGCUGGAGUCCAGACAGGGGAGAGCAAAGGGAAAACAAAUCCACCAGCUGGUGUGGAUGAGAAGCUACCAAAACAUGAGCGAGAACAGGCUUCUCAAGAAGAUUCUGUCUACUCAAAAAUCUUUAUUCUUUUUUUUUUUUAGUUGAGAAGCUAGGUGUCUGCCAUUUCUAAUUAUUUUAUUUAAAGGGAAACAAGUGAAUCGAAAAUGAGACUAAAUAUUGCCAUCUUUUUUGGGGCUCUCUUUGGUGCUUUGGGAGUUUUUCUCUUUUUGGUGGCUUUUGGAUCAGAUUAUUGGCUUCUUGCAACUGAAGUGGGGAGGUGUUCAGGUGAACAGAAUAUAGAGAACAUCACUUUCCAUCAUGAAGGAUUCUUCUGGAGAUGUUGGUUUAAUGGGAUUGUGGAAGAAAAUGAUCCUGAUAUCUGGAAGUUCUGGUAUACCAACCAACCAUCAUCAAAGAACUGCACCCAUGCUUACCUGUCUCCAUAUCCCUUCCUGAGAGGCGAACACAAUUCUACUUCUUAUGACUCUGCAGUUAUAUACCAUGGUUUCUGGGCAGUGCUAAUGCUUCUGGGAGUAGUAGCUGUGGUGACCGCAAGUUUUUUGAUCAUCUGUGCCGCCCCCUUUGCCAGCCAUCUUCUCUAUAAAGUUGGAGGAGGCUCCUUUAUUGCUGCAGGCCUCCUGUUUUCCCUGGUGGUGAUGUUGUAUGUCAUCUGGGUCCAGGCAGUGGUUGACCUGGAAAGCUACAGAAACAUGAAAAUGAAAGACUGCUUGGACUUCACCCCUUCUGUUCUGUAUGGCUGGUCAUUUUUUCUGGCCCCAGCAGGGAUAUUUUUUUCUUUGUUAGCUGGGUUACUAUUUAUAGUUGUUGGACGGCAUAUUCAGCUACAUCACUAAUGAAACUGUUGUCUCCAGCAUUUUCUUGAGAGAUUGUAAACAGCACAUUUAUUUUUCAUUUUGUUUCAGUGAUCCCAGCAUAGACUUAACUGAUUUAAUUCUUCAGUUGCUAUUUAACCCUUUUGCUUGUGAUUUCCUCUAACAAGAAGUCCUAGAAUUGAUCUACACACAGACAUAUUUCUAUGUUAUCUAAGUGCUAUCAAGAACCUAGUUUUUUAGGGAGCAUGCACCCCCCUUUCAUUGAACUUGUUAGAGCUCAUGCAGGUGGCAGAGGCCUAAUAAUAGCAUAAUACCACCACCUGGGCCAAAUCAAGUGUUGAUUUAAAGCUUCCUUGACAUUCACUUCUGCUGCUAUUUAAAAAAAAAGAUCUUUGGAGAACAAUUAAGAAUGGAAAACAAAUGCUGUGGUAUAAAUUACUCCAUUUCUUCACACACGUAUAUAGCCACACACACAUUUACAGUGAAUGUGUGAGCAAAUUAUUAUUCAUUAUUUAAAAACAGAUAGCAGUUGUUAUUGUAGCAGGAGUCAUACAAACUGAUCAGUUACAAUGGGUCCCAAUAAAACUGAGAACAUGUACUUAUUCUGCUUUCUUAACAACAGCAGUUUGGUUACUUAAUUUUAUUUAUUUAAUUGUGCAUGCUUACAUAAACCUUACACAAUAUUUAAAAGUAGCAAACCUGUGCACCAAAUUAUAUGUAAUGCAGAUUGGAUUUUUAUGAACUUAAAAUGGUUAAUUAUAUCUAUGUAAUGUGGUUGAAAAUAUGUAAAAAAAAUAGCACCUUAGCUUACUACAUAGUCCUACUUAAUAUUUUAAAAUUCUCAUUUAAAAAUUGUAUUUCUACUAUGUUCAGCAUUUGAAGAUUUAUUAAUGAAAGGUGCUUUUAAUAGGCACUAACUGUAAAUUUUCAAAAUACUUCAUAUGGGGAUGAUAGUCUUGCCUUAUUAAAGACUUGACAUAUUAACUUUUCACAGUAUUUUAUGGGUUGUAGUUCUUCUGAUCAUUUGAUUCCCUUAAUCAUUGCCCUUCAACUUUUUUAUCCUUACAACAGAUGUACUCACAUUUACAGGUCUGCUAUUUCUUUUAAUCUCUCCAAAGAAAACUUUUUGCUGGGACAAGGGGGAGAAUUCUUUAUUAUUUACUAGCCCAGACAUUCUGCACGUCAAAGAUGUUUCUUUGGCACUAAUUUUGAUUGAAAUCAAAUCUGUCUGAGAAACCUUGGUUGUUUUGCAUUUGGAAGCCUUCCCUGCUGAGGAAGUUGGUGUUAAUGAAGAAACAGAAAUGGCAUAGUAUGCUAACUUUGUUCCGGAGCAGCUUUUUGCUCCACAGCUGUCAUGAAUACCGAAGGCACGACUCAGACGCAAAUUAACAGUGACCAUCUAGAAGAUGUGUGGAUAGAGGGACGUCUUUCCAUCCAUCUGUUCCCAUGGUGGAGAGAUUGCCAGAGUCUUCUCGUACAUCUUGUACUUUCCAUUAAACCUUGUAUCAAUGGGAGGGAGCUCUGGAGGAUUAGCAAAGAUCUGAGGUAUCUGCAGAAUCAUGAAGGCAUUUUAGUAAUUAGUGACAGACCUUGCCUGUAAUAAAAUAACAACACUUUAGGGAUUUAACUAGUUUCUUAAACUAUUUGGAUGAUUUGUGAUAUUUUGUCUUUUUCUGUUUUUUCAUUUUUAUAUUGAUUCAUUGAUUUCUUUGCUUUCUGCUUGAUUAUUAGAAAACAUAAUUCUGGGUUCCUUUAUUCAUAUUGACUGUGAUAUUAAGUUGUGGCAUGCCAUUAAGUUUUCCAGAUGAUACUAGAUGUAUUUGAUUAGUUCAUGACAUCUGUAAAUACAAUUCCUUUUUUUUGUAGAACUUUGAAUGGAGCCUUUUUCUGGUGUAUUAUGUGUCAUUUAAAUUUCACGUCCAAGUUGCUUUUA
This is a messenger RNA of Talpa occidentalis (Iberian mole), 2808 nucleotides long. It is a transcript of the gene TMEM182, whose product is annotated as transmembrane protein 182. Gene Ontology annotation, cellular component: membrane. Bases 207 to 896 code for a protein of 229 amino acids. NCBI's taxonomy places the organism in Eukaryota, Metazoa, Chordata, Mammalia, Eulipotyphla, Talpidae. The transcript is spliced from 5 exons. The record is from RefSeq and is a predicted model, not a curated record.